Molecule: messenger RNA, 3063 nt
Organism: Laccaria bicolor S238N-H82
Lineage: Eukaryota; Fungi; Basidiomycota; Agaricomycetes; Agaricales; Hydnangiaceae
Exons: 11
Coding region: 1-3063 (1020 amino acids)
Cellular component (GO): nucleus; cytosol
Molecular function (GO): protein phosphatase regulator activity; protein phosphatase binding
Source: RefSeq, a predicted model, not a curated record
AUGUUCUGGAGAUUCGGGUUUAACAACGGAUCAGCUAUCGACAGCCUUCUCGACAAGGAGGACGUGCAGCUUGAGGCUAUUUUAGACGAGGACGACCUGCUGCAGGAGUGUAAAUCGCAGAACACGCGGCUUAUAGGAUACUUUGAGAGGGUUGAUGUGCUUCAGAAGUUGUUGGGAUAUGUGACGGGGCAAACGGAGAGCGAGGAAAAGGGGCGCUUCAAGUAUCCCUACGUUGCCACCGAGGUGCUAUGCAGCGAAAUAUGGUCCAUCGUCGAGACUUGUGUGAACGAGCACCAACAACUCCUUGUGCCCUUCUGGGAGACCGUCCUCGACAGAUCACCAGACGAUAUGAAAACGCAGACCAUCAUGGCUUCGCAUUUCGCAAAAAUUAACUCGGUAUUUCUCAGCAAAAAGCCUGCAGAGAUGCUCGCCUUCAUCCAAGCUCAACCAUCCAUUGUCGAACGGCUGUUGCAGCACAUUGAAGUUUCCUCAGUCGUAGACUUGUUGGUCCGAAUUAUCCAGUUGGAUGAGACGCCAGCUGGGAGUGGGGUAGUUGAGUGGUUUUCUUCAGAAAACUUGAUGGGCAGAUUGUUAGAUCUACUUUCGCCAGACCAUUCUACCGAUAUCCACACAAUCGUCACAGACUUGAUAAAGGGAAUCAUUUCGAUGGCUACCCCGUCCCCAGGUGCAGGGCUCACUGAAGGACUUCAAAACGGACCAGCAUCUAAUCGUUUUGCUCGAGAACUGGCUCGUCCAGAGAGUAUCUCGAGGCUGGUCUCGUAUAUGCUUUAUGAUUUUGAUACGCUACCGGAGGACCCUGCUCCAACGACCCCAACAACUGCUACUGGAGUGGAAGAUAUCCGCUCCUCCAGCCACUACUUCCCAAAUCGAGAAUCCGCGACAUCUUCGAUAGUUCAUUCAAUAUCUGUUGUUGUGGAACUGAUACGAAAGAAUAACUCGGACUAUUUUGAGCCAUACCUCUUCCAUACCCUCCGCAAUCGUCUUAUCCAAGUGCAACAACAGUGUCACAUACAAGGAGAAGAUACAAGAGGAACCCUUGAACAGGUGAUGGGGGAGAUGGUGAACCGAAUGGGGGUUGUUUCUCUAGGUCCGGUUCUGGAGAUCAUGUGUGUGCGAUUACCAGAGUUCCGACGUUAUCUAAAAGAACCACGGUCCUUGAAAGGCCCCAUAUCGACCACCGUUGGCACCAUUACACCGCUCACAUGGGAACGGUACAGGAUUAUCGAACUGUUCGCGGAACUGCUGCACUGUUCUAACAUGUCGCUUUUGAACCGCCCAGCUGCCUACAAUCACUUGUAUGACUCUGAGGGUCGUCUCCAAGGUGGUCUAGCCGGACUUGAAGAGUUAUCUCAGGUCAUUGCCCUGAACAACUCAAACGAUGAUCGGCAGGAGGAUGACAUGGACGAGGAGAACGACGAGAGCGAACCCGCACACGAAUUUCCCAUCAGCAGAAACCCAAUUCAACAUUCACCUUCACUUGAUUCCGAUGACGACAUGAGCGACGAUGGCGAUGAACCUGGUAGCUCAGACGACGAUGCUAUGGAAGAGAUAGCGAUGUACGAUGAGCCCCAGUCUCAGCUGGAACUAUCUCCUCUGAACACAGGGCUGUCGCUUUCUCAGCCAUCUGUUCUCAUGUCACCUAGCCCCAUCUACUCUUCACCCUCUCCUUCAUCAUCACCAUCGUCAUGUUCACCUAUAAUAAAUCCAUUCAGCCCUCCUCCUGAUGCAGACUCAUCUAGACCACCACCCCGUUCUCGACAUGGGUCAAGGAGGAGUUCGCGAAGACGAGCGACGAUCGACAGUUCCAUAGAUUCCCUCCUUCCCAUCGGUGAACAGAUGAAGCAACGCUUCCUAGACGUUGAUGUUUUAGGGACAUUGUUGGAUCUGUUUUUCGAGUUCCCGUGGAAUAAUUUCCUACAUAGUGCAGUGUACGAUCUGAUCCACCAAGUCCUUACCGGACAUGUCCACACUGGUCGGAAUCGGGAGCUUGCCAUUGCUUUAUUUCGUGAUGCCAAAAUCAUGCAUAAAAUUGUGGAAGGGCAAAGAAGAAACGACGAGGAGAGCAUGAAAACAACAGGUGGCCGAUUGGGCUACAUGGGCCACCUAACACUGAUAUCGGAAGAUGUUAUCACCGCGCUUGAGCAUUUCCCCCCAGACCUCAGGCUGAUCAUCAUCCAAUACGCGCCUGAACCUGAAUGGGACGAGUACGUUACGGGUAGGUAUAAUGAGACCAAAACGCGCGACACGAGGUUGUUGGGUGGAGGUAAACCUAUCGUAGCCCAGCGUAACGUUACGCAAUGGAAAGUAGAUGAGGGGGAUGAAGGUGGUAUUGCUGCAACACCUGGCAAUGGCGUUGGCGCGACAACGGACAGCAGCGAAGGUGGAGUGAGGGGCCAAUUCCGACGUGCCACUAGUCUUGGGUCAUCCCGGGGGACUGCUGAUUUUGGACCUGCUCCCAUGGAAGAUGACGGCGAUGACGACGAAGACGACAGUACAAAACGAGCCCCACAGUUUGCGCGGUACUUGGCACAGGAGAUGCAUUCCUCCGACCAGUUUGAAUCAUCCUCUGAUGAAGAGGAUGAAGAUGAGGGCUGGUUAUCGCAAUCCACCUUCAGCUUGAGUAACCCGCCUGUAUCUUUACGACAUCAGAGUACGGAGCGGAGACCGCUCAGUACAAGUGGCUUCGAUGACGCCUUUAAUCCAGGAGAUAAUAGGGCUCAUGCUAUGGCUCAAGAUGCGUUCAAUGCUCAUGAUGAUGAUGGCUUUGGCCCAUUCUCAGAUGCAGCAGCGGCAACAAAUGAUGUAGACCCCUUUAACUUCCCAUCUUCAUUCUCUGAUGAAGAUUCGUCGUUUGAGAGCUUUGCCGAUUUUGGAGACUUCCAUUCAGCGACGUCAGAGGAUGAGGGGUUGACGCCUACUACGGAAAGCUGGACGUUUGCUAAUGAUUCUGCCACUUCAACCUCUGACGACUCCAACACGUCGGAAGAUUCCUUUAGCAGUAGUCCGAAUGAUAAAAGGAUAAUUCUGGAGAAACAAUUGUAG